GAGGAGAUGCUCCUUUUUCUUCUCCCACGCCUCUUCCUCGUUUUCUUCUCCGCACGGGCGGCUAGGGUUCCAGCAGCCGCCGCCACAACCUCCAGGGGUGAUCUCCCCCACGCGACCACUCCUGCCCCCACCCCCUUUCAGUCGUCCUCCUCUCAUCCACGGAUGAUCGUCACCCAAAUUUCUCGGCGGUGGCGGGGCGAUGCGGCGCAUUCAAGUGAUAGGGGCUGGGUGGCACGGGCUUGUUGAGAUCGUGAGCGGCCAGCAUGCUCCGUGAGGUCGUGGACGGCGAGGCUGGGUAGGGGAAAGGAGCAACCAGGAGGUCGCCGAUGAGGUUCGCCCGCCGCGAUGGGCUACGUCUACUACACCACGGUCUUCGUCGCCGUCGCCGUCUGGCUCGGCCUCGCCACGGCGGCCAGGAUCGCCAACGCUGCCGCCUUCACGACCCUUGCCUCCGCCUGCCUCGCCACCUACGCCGCCGCUGUCUCUCGGACCCUGGCCGGGUGCCGCCCGCCUUCCUGCCCGACGUCGAGAGCGCCGAGACCCCGUCCACGAGGUCAAGCGCAAGGUAUCAGUUCCUACCCAGAGUCUUGUUCCUACCUCGAGCUUCCCUCAGACACGGCUUCGGUUGGUCAUAGGUCGCUUGGUUGUUCAAGUAUGUUUGGUGGCUCUUCGUUUAGAGUUGAGAUGGACCAUGCACUGGUGGGUUCCAAAGAUAUAUCCAUAACUAUUAAUAACGGCUGCGAGGAGGUAGCCGAUGGGGUUCUGCGACCAGACGAGGGAAAGGGCGUCGAUCUCCCUCCUGCUCCCAAUCGCCGGCAUGACCACCAUCGACUAGAUCUUCACCACCUCCAACAAUUACCAGAGCUUUUGGGUGGUUUGUGCACAUGCUCAAACCAGGGAGGAUGCCUGAAGUCCAACAAAGGCCCUUGGAGUGACCCUUAAAUUAUGAAGAUCAUACAUAACAUGGAAUCAUCUGUAUUAAGUGAUAUUGUGCAAGUAUCUGAUAUAGAAGAAACUAUUGCAGGCUCUGUAAGAUUGCAUGUGCUUAAGGCAAGAUUAACAAAUGUCUGAUCUAUGAGCUCUCAUUUGUUCAAUGAGUCAAUCUCUUCUCAGUUUUAACGUUUUAUGCACUGUCCCUUCUUCUUUCAGCUGCCAAAAAGAAUUAGUGAUACAUCAAAUGCUGAAUCAGGUUCAGAUGUUGAUGAUUUUGGAUCCCCUAUAGCCGCUGAAGAUGUUAAAUUCAUAGUUUGGCUAACGUUUUAUGCCCUGUCCCUGCUUCUUUCAGUUACCAAAAAGAAUUAUUGAUAGAUCAGAUGCUGAAUCAGGUUCAAAUGUUGAUGAUCUUGGAUCCCCGCAUAGCCCCUGAAGAUGUUCACGUAAGUGUUUAAUUUGUAUAGAAUUAAAUCACCUGGUUUGCAUUAGCAUUUCAAAGAGGGCAAAAUAGCAUACUGCUUGUGUGGGAAAAAUGUUGGUAUCUUGGUGUUAGUUUUAGAUGUGAGCACUAAUGCUUAUUGGCUAUAGUUGUGUUUUUUUAUCGGAAGUAUGCUAGCAGUCAUCAUAUAUUGGCCAAGUUGAAUUUGUGUUGGGUAUAUCAAGAUGAAGAUCAAGAGAAUUCCGAUGAAAGGCAUCAUGUUAAUUCUGAUGUGGAAAUGGAUGAUUCCAAGUCUCUAGAGAACUCUGAAAGGUGUUCUGUUUAUUUGGUUCCUUAGCCGUGGCUUCAUGAGGUCCCUUUCUUAAGCUAAACUAAAGCACUUAAUGUUAGCUUAUCUUCGCUUUUGAAUUAAAUGUAAUACAUCGUAUUACUCGUUUA
This is a messenger RNA of Triticum aestivum (bread wheat), 1810 nucleotides long. RefSeq lists its product as uncharacterized. The record is from RefSeq and is a predicted model, not a curated record. Lineage: Eukaryota; Viridiplantae; Streptophyta; Magnoliopsida; Poales; Poaceae. The transcript is spliced from 5 exons. Bases 346 to 942 code for a protein of 198 amino acids.